UUUUCAAGUCCAAGAAUUUUGUUUUUCUUUUAAUUCAGACUGCGUACAAUUGUGUUCGAUAUAUUAAUAAUUAAAGAUCUAAAUUGUAUUUUGGCCAAACUUAUCGUAAUCGAUGAAAGUUAAAGAUCAUUGGUGUGACCGACGGGAUCUAUCCGUGGCAGGAUCAGCGCGAGGCUUCACGAGGUGUUCUUUUCGAAUUGCAGAUCGAAUAUAAGUGCGCGCGUGUGGUUCGUGUGUGUGUACAUGUGCCAUCAUCACCACCGUCCGCAGUAGUAACGGAAAAGAAGAGGGCUCGACCCACAGUGGCCGGAACCAUCAAAAAAUGGAUGCGACGCCGCAGCGAGUUAUUUUUGGUUUACUUUUAUUCGCCCUCGCCACGUUACACCUUGGUUAUGCCAGAAACGGUCCCAAUUAUUAUGGCAAAUUAAUUGGAACCUUACAAGAAUACGCACAUGGCAUUAAAGGUAAAGUGUAUGCCGUUGACGAUGCAACGAUAUUUAUAAAAGGAUUUUGUUAUGACGGCACCGGCCCGGAUGCUUAUUUCUGGGUUGGAAACACUUCCCAGCCUAAUCCCGAAGGUUACAUUGUACCUUAUCCCGAAACUGAUAAGGACAGCGACCCACAAGUAUUGGAGGCGUACAACUACACAGAUAUUAUCCUGAGGCUACCCGGUGGAAAACGCAUUCGAGACAUCAAAUGGCUGAGCGUUUGGUGUAGAAGAUUUACAGUCGAUUUUGGUGACGUUUUCAUACCGCCUGACCUGAAGGUACCGAAAUUGCAAGUACUUCCUGAAUUUUCGAGAUUGGCGCACGGCCUUCGCAGUGGCAACAUCAGUAUUCUAGACAGCAAAACGAUCUACAUUCCAAAUUUGCAUUAUGAUGGUGGCGGACCAGACGCUUAUUUCUGGGUAGGCAAUGGCUCAGAACCCAGUCGCUUUGGUAUCAAAGUUCCCAAUGAAGUGGGCAGUUUGGCACCAUUAAGAGGAUAUCAAGGAGAGGACAUUGAGAUCGUCUUGCCAGGGAACUUGACAGUGUACGACAUCAACUGGCUCGCGGUGUGGUGCGUUGAAUACAGACACAAUUUCGGGCAUGUUCUAAUUCCAAAGGACCUCGACGUUCCUCCAGCUCUCGGCCAGACGAAAAUUACGCCGCCGUGGUGGUACAAUCCAACGAGCAGCACACCGACACCUAAGCAAGUGAGCAACUGUAAGGAGAUGCUGAACGGUCGUGUUCAAGUGCAAUGGCAAUUGAUAGGCGAGGACGUGCAGAUUCGGAUUUCGGGGCGUAUCAAGGAGGACGAAUACGUGGCAUUCGGAUUGUCGGGUCAGGACGGUACGGCCCAGAUGAUUGGCGGUGAUGUCGUCGUGAUCGGAUAUAAAAAAACGGGCAAGUUUAUCGCCGAGGAUUACUACAUGACAGCCCUAGCUCAGUGCGACGGCAGGAGGGGCGUAUGCCCGGAUCGGAGGAUUGGUGGUAGAAAUGACGCAGUGUUCGUGCACGGAGAACGAAAAAACGGCGUGACGACAGUUACGUAUACGCGUCCGCUGAGGACCAACGAGCCAGAAAAGGACAGGAUGAUUCCGGAAAGAGAAACGAGCGUGAUCGCUGCCAUAGGACCUCUGAACUCAUUGGGUGAGGCCAAUGCUCAUGAGAGAUUCGAUAAGACCACCGAGGAUAUUCGUAUUGAUUUCACGUCAAGAAAUGUUCACGAAUGUACAAAUUCCUUAUAUAAUAUUCCGGAUGCGCCUGAAGUCGAACCUUGGGUACCGGCUGUUAUCACCGAUAAAACUGAAUUUAGUGCAAGAAUUGGGCCGACAGGUUCGAAAAAAGGCUAUGCACGAAUCACAGGUUCACCCUCUUGGGGUAUCGCAUGGUAUAUCAAUGAUUUGCUAAUUCCGGAGAUCACCGUCGAGCGAGGACAAACUUAUACCUUUAUUGUGGAGGGUGGGAAAGAUUCUACUAAUCCUGCUAGGUACCAUCCAUUCUAUAUAACUGAGAGUUCGGAGGGUGGUCUCGGACAAAAGGAAAUAGACAAACAAUCGACGGAAAAAGUAUUCGCUGGCGUAGAAUUUGAUUCCAAUGGAUAUAUGAGACCAACUGCAGCUGGCCGUUAUUGCGAAUGGGUCCGUACUACAGUGGAUAAUGCAGAUAAUUACAAAACGUUUAAGAGCUUUUUCGAAACGCUCGAACUCAAGUGUGACAAGGGCGAGCCUGCCAAGCUCAUAUGGACCGUGGACGAAAACACGCCGGACUUAGUUUACUAUCAGUGUUUCACGCACAAACAUUUGGGCUGGAAAAUUCAUGUCGUCGAUGCGGGAUACCAAUCACAGAACAACAUUAACGGUGUACGUCAAAUGUCGCCUACGUUUACGACAUUUGUGAUGUCCAUAAUCGCGCUUCUUUUAUUGACAAGAUGAAUCAUUGCAUUUCCUCCUUUCAACGCGGAACAAGAAAUAGCAGAAGACAAAGACGAUGACGAAAACUGAUCGAUUUAAGAUGAUCACAAAAACUACACUAUACGCAGGAUUGUUAAAUCGGCGAAACCCAUACAAGGUUGUAAGAAAGUAUUUAGUAUGUAAGAUCUACUUGUAAGGUAAGAGAUUAGCAAAAUAUUUUUAAGACUUAUCAGAUUCAA
Molecule: messenger RNA, 2634 nt
Organism: Pogonomyrmex barbatus (red harvester ant)
Lineage: Eukaryota; Metazoa; Arthropoda; Insecta; Hymenoptera; Formicidae
Product: protein Skeletor
Source: RefSeq, a predicted model, not a curated record